UUUCUCUCCCACUUCUAAUUUCUCUCUUCAUUGAGUUCAUUCUUCACUUCUUCACCAUCGUCAAAAGAAAUCCAAACACUAGACACACUCUCACUCUCAAAUCUCUCAAUUUUUUCUGAUCUCUCUUCGUGCUUUUUUUUGGUUUUUAAUUUUCGAUUUCACUUCAAUAACUAAUCAAUCAGUAUGGGCAAAAACGUUGUUUCUGAUGAAGAUGAGGUGGAGUUCGAAGACGAAGAGAGAGAGCCUGUUGAUGGAGAUAGAAUUGACCGCCGCCGCCACCACGACGACGACGACGACGAGGAUGAAGAAGGGCAGGAUGAAUAUGAGAAGGAUGAUUUUAUAGUGGAUGAUGUUGAGGAAGAAGAGGAGGCGGAUGAAGAAGAGGAGAGGGCAGAUAGUGAUGAAGAGAGGCUCAAGAAGAAGAAGAAAAAGAAGAAAAGAGAAGCUGAGGAUGUCCUUGAUGAAGAUGAUUACGAGCUCCUGCGGGACAACAAUGUGUACCAUCAUCGGCCAAAGGAUAGCAAAAAAUUCAAGCGUUUGAAGAAAGCUCAGAGGGAUUCAGAUGAGGACCUUUCUGAUGACGAGUUUGAUGGAAGCGGUAAAGGUGGGCGAACUGCUGAGGAGAAACUGAAGCGCAGCUUAUUUGGUGAUGAUGAAGGUGUUCCACUUGAGGAUAUGCCUGAAGAGGAGGAGCAAGAAGAAGUGGAAGAGGAUGCAGACAUUGGUGAUGAGGAUGAGAUGGCUGAUUUUAUCGUGGAUGAAGAUGAUGAGGAUGGAACUUUAGUGAGACGCAAGAAGCUAAAGAAAAAGAAAUCUCGGCAGGCAUCUGGAGCUUCAUCUUCUGCUUUGCAAGAAGCUCAAGAAAUAUUUGGUGAUGUUGAUGAACUCAUACAGAUGCGCAAGCAAGGUUUAGAAUCUAGUGAAUGGAGAGAAAGGAGAUUGGAAGAUGAAUUUGAACCAACUGUCCUAUUUGAAAAAUACAUGACUGAGAAAGAUGAUCAGAUUCGGAUGAUUGAUAUUCCAGAAAGAAUGCAGGUAUCCGAGGAAAGCACUGGUCCUCCUCCAUUGGAUGAUUUCAGCAUACUGGAGGAGAGCAACUGGUUAUAUAGUCAGAUUGCAAGCGGAACAGUACCUUUGUUUGCCAAGAAUGGACUGUUUAUAAACAAGGAUGAUGUUACCCGAUUUUUGGAAUUACAUCACAUUCAGAAGUUAGAUAUACCCUUCAUUGCUAUGUAUCGGAAAGAGGAAUGUUUAAGCCUGUUGAAAGAUCCCGAUCAACAUGAAGACAAUGAAAAUUAUGAUGACACUGAUAAAAAUCCCACAUUCAAGUGGCACAAGGUUCUUUGGGCCAUCCAGGACUUGGACAGGAAGUGGCUACUUCUUCAGAAACGAAAGAGUGCCCUCAAUUCAUACUACAAUAAGCGCUUUGAAGAAGAAUCUCGACGGAUAUAUGAUGAAACGAGACUUAAUUUAAAUCAGCAGCUGUUUGAGUCAAUUCUUAAAUCACUGAAGACUGCUGAAUCAGAAAGAGAGGUUGAUGAUGUCGAUGCAAAAUUUAACCUGCAUUUUCCACCAGGUGAGGUUGGGGCUGAUGAAGGACAGUACAAGAGGCCCAUGCGGAGAUCACAAUACAGUAUCUGUAGUAAGGCUGGCCUAUGGGAAGUUGCAAGUAAAUUUGGUUACAGUGCCGAGCAACUGGGAAUGCAGUUAUCUUUAUUAAAGAUGGAGGACGAGUUGCAGGAUGCCAAGGAAACACCAGAGGAGAUGGCUUCGAAUUUUACAUGUGCAAUGUUCGAAAGUCCCCAAACAGUUCUUAAAGGGGCUAGGCACAUGGCUGCAGUUGAGAUAAGUUGUGAGCCCUGUGUCAGGAGAUAUGUCCGUUUCAUUUUUAUGGACAAUGCUGUUGUGUCUACAAGUCCAACGGCAGAUGGGAAUGCUGCCAUUGAUUCCUUCCAUCAGUUUGCGGGUGUCAAGUGGUUGCGUGAAAAGCCAAUCAAGAUGUUUGAGGAUGCACAAUGGCUCCUUAUCCAAAAGGCUGAAGAGGAGAAACUUCUUCAAGUCACUGUUAAGCUUCCACAAAAAGUUAUGGAUCAAUUGAUUGAGGACUGUAAUGGUCGCUACUUGAGUGUUGGUGUCAGUAAAUAUGCUCAACUGUGGAAUGAGCAAAGGAGUUUGAUACUGAAGGAUGCACUCUUUGGUUUUUUGUUACCUUCAAUGGAGAAAGAGGCUAGAUCCUUGUUGGCUAGCAGAGCUAAAAACUGGUUGCUUUAUGAAUAUGGGAAGGUUCUGUGGAAUAAAGUCUCUGUGGGACCAUAUCAACGGAAAGAAAGUGAUGUUUCCAUGGACGAUGAAGCUGCACCUAGGGUGAUGGCCUGCUGUUGGGGUCCUGGAAAACCAGCAACUACUUUUGUGAUGUUAGAUUCAUCUGGGGAGGUUUUAGAUGUGCUUUACACUGGGUCCCUUACAUUAAGAUCUCAAAAUGUUAAUGAUCAGCAACGCAAGAAAAAUGAUCAGCAACGUGUUCUGAAAUUUAUGACAGACCACCAACCUCACGUGGUGGUUCUGGGAGCUGCACACUUGUCUUGUACUAAACUGAAAGAUGAUAUUUAUGAGAUUAUCUUUAAAAUGGUGGAGGAAAAUCCUAGAGAUGUUGGACAUGAGAUGGAUGAACUGAGCGUUGUGUAUGGGGACGAAUCUCUCCCUCGUUUAUAUGAAAAUUCUCGGAUUUCUUCUGAUCAACUACCUGGGCAGUCAGGCAUUGUUAAACGGGCUGUUGCUCUUGGCCGUUGUCUGCAAAAUCCUUUGGCUAUGGUUGCAACACUAUGUGGUCCAGCCAGGGAGAUUUUAUCUUGGAAACUAAACCCUUUGGAGAACUUUCUUACCCCUGAUGAGAAAUACUUGGUGAUUGAACAAGUUAUGGUAGAUGCCACAAACCAGGUGGGCCUUGACAUUAAUUUGGCCACAAGCCAUGAAUGGUUAUUCGCUCCUUUGCAGUUCAUUUCUGGGCUUGGACCUAGAAAGGCAGCAUCUUUACAGAGGUCUCUAGUAAGAACUGGAGCGAUUUUCACUCGCAAGGACUUUGUUACAGCUCACGGUCUUGGUAAAAAGGUGUUUGUCAAUGCAGUUGGUUUUUUGCGUGUCCGGAGGAGUGGCCUUGCUGCUAGCAGCAGCCAGUUCAUUGAUGUGUUAGAUGAUACGAGGAUACAUCCAGAAUCCUAUGGUCUCGCACAGGAGUUGGCAAAAGUUGUUUAUGAAAAGGACAGUGGUGAUGCAAACGACGAUGACGAUGCAUUAGAGAUGGCAAUAGAAUAUGUUAGAGAGCGGCCUAAUUUAUUGAAAACAUUUGCUUUUGAUUUGUAUUUUAAAGACAAUAAGCGGGACAACAAGAAGGAGACUUUCAAAGAUAUAAAAAUGGAACUGAUACAAGGUUUCCAGGAUUGGCGUAAACAGUAUAAAGAACCAACCCAGGACGAGGAAUUUUAUAUGAUUUCAGGUGAAACUGAGGAUACCCUUGCUGAAGGGAGAGUUGUACAAGCCACGGUUCGCAGGGUGGUUGGUGGAAAGGCAAUAUGUGCACUGGAAACUGGUCUGACUGGGAUUCUUACGAAGGAGGACUAUGCUGAUGAUUGGAGGGAUAUACCUGAGUUGUCUGACAAGCUGCGCGAAGAUGAUAUACUGACUUGCAAGAUCAAAUCAAUUCAAAAGAAUAGAUAUCAAGUGUUCUUGGUUUGCAAAGACAGUGAGAUGAGAAGUAACCGAUAUCGGCAGGUACAAAACCUUGAUCUCUAUUUUCAUGAAGACCAAAGCAGUAUGAGGAGUGAGCAGGAGAAGGUUCGCAAAGAGAGGGAGCUUGCAAAGAAACAUUUUAAGCCUAGAAUGAUUGUUCAUCCACGCUUCCAGAAUAUAACUGCUGAUGAAGCCAUGGAGUUCUUAUCCGACAAGGAUCCCGGAGAAAGUAUUAUUCGUCCUAGUUCUCGUGGACCUUCGUAUUUAACUUUAACUCUUAAAGUUUAUGAUGGAGUUUAUGCUCACAAAGACAUAGUCGAAGGGGGGAAGGAACACAAAGAUAUCACAAGUUUACUUCGUAUUGGGAAGACAUUGAAAAUAGGAGAGGAUUCUUUUGAGGAUUUGGAUGAGGUAAUGGACCGCUAUGUUGAUCCCUUGGUGGGCCAUCUAAAGUCAAUGCUAAAUUAUCGCAAGUUCAGAAGUGGCACUAAAGCAGAAGUUGAUGAGCUCCUAAGGAUUGAGAAAUCACAACAGCCUACUAGGAUAGUUUAUUCGUUUGGCAUUUCUCAUGAACACCCAGGGACUUUCAUUCUCACUUAUAUAAGGAGUACAAAUCCACAUCACGAGUAUGUUGGUCUAUAUCCUAAGGGAUUCAAGUUUCGAAAGCGCAUGUUUGAGGACAUUGACCGGCUUGUGGCAUAUUUUCAAAAGCAUAUAGAUGAUCCCUUACAUGAAUCAGCACCAUCAAUCAGGUCAGUUGCUGCCAUGGUCCCAAUGCGAAGCCCUGCAACAAGGGGUUCUUCCUGGGGUGGUUCAACGGAUGAAGAUGGCUGGAGAGGGCAAUCUUUUGACAGAGAUCGUUCUUCUGGUCCAGGUUCCAGGACAGGUCGAAAUGAUUAUAGAAGUGGUGGUAGUCGAGAUGGUCAUCAGAAUGGGCCCCCAAGACCAUUUAGUGGGCGAGGACGUGGUCGCGGAUCGUAUAACAGCACCAGAGGAAAUAAUAGUGGCAAUGAGAGGCAAGAUUCUGGUUAUGACAAGCCCAGAUGGGAUUCAGGUACCAAGGAUAACGAUGAAGGUUGGGGCAGUUUCCCAGGUGCCAAAGUCCAAAACUCUCCUGGCAGGGAAGCCUUUCCUGGUGGCUGGGGAACUGGUGCAAGUGGUGGUGAUAAUGGUGGUCGGGGCCAUGGAAAUGGUGGUGACACUGAUAGUGGGAAUGCUGGCUGGGGUAAUACUAGCUUGAAAAGAGAUUCAGCACAAGGGGGCUGGGGUGCUGGUGGAGGUGGAAGUGGUGGUGGUGACUCUGGUCAUGGAACUGGUGGUGGAGGCACUGACAAUGGGAAUUCUGGGUGGGGUAAUAGCUCUAAAAAAGGUGGGACACAAAGUGGCUGGGGUUCUGGUGGAAGAGGCGGUGGCGGCGAUGUGGGUCAAGGAAGUGGUGGAGUCACUGACGAUGGGAAAUGGGGUACGGCCUCUAAGAGAGAUUCUUCACAAUCACAAGCCGACAAUGGAUGGUCAGGAGGUGGUGGUGGUUGGUGAAGCAGCUAAACAUGACCUGUAAAUUUCCUUCCUCGUAGUGAUCAGCUGGAAGCUGGUAAAUGACUGGAAGUAGUGUAGCAGCGUAGCUCUAGGGAUCUGUUGGAAGCUGUAGGAGAACCCGGUACGGUUUUUCCUACAGCAUAUCAUGAUUUUCACUUUCUGGCUGGUGGAAGGACCCUUGAAUUUUUUUUUUUGCAAUAUUGCAACAUGUAUUCCUCCUAUCAUGCCUUUCUUGUGAACGUCUUUGAUUGGCUCCUUAAUGCAUAAGGUAGUUGUUCUGCUCUA
Messenger RNA from Populus trichocarpa (black cottonwood), 5547 nucleotides. Its product is annotated as transcription elongation factor SPT6 homolog. NCBI's taxonomy places the organism in Eukaryota, Viridiplantae, Streptophyta, Magnoliopsida, Malpighiales, Salicaceae. The record is from RefSeq and is a predicted model, not a curated record. Gene Ontology annotation, molecular function: nucleic acid binding; nucleosome binding; histone binding. Gene Ontology annotation, cellular component: transcription elongation factor complex. The transcript has 17 exons. Bases 184 to 5262 code for a protein of 1692 amino acids. Gene Ontology annotation, biological process: positive regulation of transcription elongation by RNA polymerase II; nucleosome organization; transcription elongation by RNA polymerase II.